Messenger RNA from Morone saxatilis (striped sea-bass), 3810 nucleotides. Its product is annotated as guanine nucleotide-binding protein G(I)/G(S)/G(T) subunit beta-1. Bases 514 to 1536 code for a protein of 340 amino acids. The record is from RefSeq and is a predicted model, not a curated record. The transcript has 12 exons. Gene Ontology annotation, cellular component: cytoplasm; heterotrimeric G-protein complex. Gene Ontology annotation, molecular function: signaling receptor complex adaptor activity; protein binding. Lineage: Eukaryota; Metazoa; Chordata; Actinopteri; Moronidae. Gene Ontology annotation, biological process: G protein-coupled receptor signaling pathway.
CCAGACCUGAGUGCAGGGUUACCGCGCCCAUCUCUGCUGUUUGAUGGCCGGAGGAAGAAGCGACUGAGAUCCUGGCGUGAAGGAAGAAAAAAGAGGGACGACGACGGUGGGAAAGACAAGAAGGGAUUUUUGCUUUGAGUUGGAAUUUGCGUUGAAACGGAAGAACGCCUAAACGGGACUCUGACACGUCUAUCUGGGUGAACACCGCCUUGUCUCUGCGCCUCUGUGCCGGUGUGUCUCCCCCCUCGGCGGGUCAAAAACUGGGUUCGGGGAGUGCCGCUCCUCGGUAGCUAAACUAGCUAAAUCUGAGCGCCUGGGCGGAGAGAGGAGAGACAAGAUUUAGCUGUUUCCAGUCAAUGUGAUAUAAACAACGGAUACCCUCGACUGAAAGCGGAUAACUUUUUUCUGUCAAUCACAGAUUGGUAACACCAUAGCAGAGACAGCUCUGUAACUGCUGCCUCAGAUCAGCAAGAGUCUAGGCGGCGGAGCGAAGCACACCAUUAGCAGAGGAAAAUGAGUGAACUGGAUCAGCUACGCCAGGAGGCUGAGCAGCUCAAGAACCAGAUCAGAGAUGCCAGGAAAGCGUGUGCGGAUGCUACCCUGUCUCAGAUCACAGCUAACAUCGACCCUGUUGGCCGAAUUCAGAUGCGUACUAGACGGACACUGAGGGGGCAUCUGGCUAAAAUCUAUGCCAUGCACUGGGGCACUGACUCGAGGCUUUUGGUCAGUGCCUCCCAGGACGGCAAACUCAUUAUUUGGGACAGCUACACCACGAACAAGGUCCAUGCUAUCCCGUUGCGCUCCUCCUGGGUGAUGACGUGCGCCUAUGCCCCUUCUGGGAACUAUGUUGCCUGUGGAGGUCUGGACAACAUCUGCUCCAUCUACAACCUGAAGACCCGCGAGGGAAAUGUGCGUGUCAGCCGUGAGCUGGCCGGACACACAGGUUACCUGUCCUGCUGUCGCUUCCUGGAUGACAACCAGAUUGUUACCAGCUCUGGAGACACCACCUGUGCUCUGUGGGACAUUGAGACUGGUCAGCAGACAACUACAUUUGCUGGUCACACCGGUGAUGUCAUGAGUCUCUCUCUGGCGCCCGACACCAGGCUGUUUGUCUCUGGAGCCUGCGAUGCCUCGGCCAAGCUCUGGGACAUCAGAGAAGGAAUGUGCCGACAGACCUUCACUGGCCACGAGUCGGACAUCAACGCUAUCUGCUUCUUCCCCAAUGGCAACGCCUUUGCCACGGGCUCAGACGACGCUACCUGCCGGCUGUUUGACCUGCGUGCUGACCAGGAGCUGAUGGUUUACUCACAUGACAACAUCAUCUGCGGCAUCACCUCCGUGGCAUUCUCCAAGAGUGGUCGCUUACUGCUGGCUGGCUAUGAUGAUUUCAAUUGCAACGUCUGGGACACUUUGAAGGCCGACCGUGCAGGUGUCUUGGCUGGUCAUGAUAACCGGGUGAGCUGCUUGGGUGUGACCGACGACGGCAUGGCAGUGGCAACAGGGUCCUGGGACAGCUUCCUCAAGAUCUGGAACUAGAGUCUGAAGAUGGCAUCUGGACUCCAAAGUUGAGUGGAAGACCAUUCCAACAUCACAAUGUUCAAUUUUAUUGCAUAUCCAAUCUUUUCAAAAACACCAUGAUACUGACUCCAAACACCCCAAAAAACUAUCAAGGGCAAAAAUUCUCUCUCUCUCUCCUUCUCAUUUAAAAGAGCACAAUUGUCUGUCACUCAUUCAGCUACAAAAAAAAAACAAAAAAAGGAAAAAAAAAGCUUGAGGAAUUUAGUGGUUUCAAAAUGGAACGGAGGGGAAAAUUGUGCAUUCCUCCCAUGACCAUGGUCUGGUAUUGUAGUAAGUGAAAAUGCAAACACCCCACCGCCGCUGCUGCCGCCACCAAGCAAACAUGUCCUGCGUCCUCAUUAUACACAGGUCUGAGUGAAGGUUAUUACAUGACAGUGAUCUAACUCUUAAUAGCUUUUUGGCCAUGUUUAUUUUUGUUUCUUUGUUGUUUUCAUUAUUUUUAUUUUUGUUUUGUUAAAGAGAAGUAGAUCAGUGAACUGUCAGUUAAUGUUUAAAAUGAGGAUCAAAGCUUUGUUUUAUUUCCUAGUCUUUACACAUUUUAGAAAAUGUUUUUAAGUUGGAAACUAAAAGAACCUCCAGAUCACGUCAUUUGAAAUCCAGCUUUAUCCCACUGGAGAAUAAAGCGAGAGAAUUGAGCUUCAACAGGGAGUCCUCAAGCCACUUCUGGUCCUUCUGUAUAUUUAGUCCCAUGAUACUUUUACUGUUUCUUUUUUUCCAGUGUAGUCCACAAAUCUUUGUUUGCACAAAAAUUAAACUUUGCAUAUAUAGAAUAAUGUCUAAAGAUAAAAAAAAGUUAAACUAACCAAGCACAUGCUGUUUAUGAUAAUGAAUGCUCGUUUUUAAAACGAAAAACAACAAAAAAAAAAACAAACCAUUUUAACCAUUCUUACACCUUUUUGUCUGGCGACAGUGUAGAAUAAUUAAAUGAAGAUUAACCCAUCGGAUCAUAAUCCACCCCUCCCCCCUUUUUUAUUCUUUUUUUUUCUCCUUUAAUAUAAUUUUGUUUUCCCUGGUUUCUGUUGCCCGUGGUUGGGACCGGUGAUGUGAUUUGGUUGGGUAGGGAGUACCUCCACUUUAGCCCGGUUACAAUCCGGACGUUUCUCUUUUAACAGAGGUGCCCAUUCCGUGCUUGGAAAUGCAGUUACUACUCUGUGAAUGACAUGUUGUAUAAAUCAAUGUUUGAAAAUAAUGAUAUUGAAACUUUUUAAGUUAAAAACGAAAAAAAAAAAGAUUUUGGUUGUCUGCCAUGGGUGGGUUAUCUCUUAGAAUCGCAUGCUGUAGAAUUGCUUAAAAAGGUGCAUAUGGAAUUAAGUCCUUUGAUGUUUUUCUUUAAGAAAAUAACCUGUUGAAUAUAUCAAUACAAUGGUAUUUAUAUUUUUUCUUUUUCUUUCUUUCUUUUUUUCUUUUUUUUUCUUUUUGUUUUUGGCUACUCCGUGCAUACAUGAUUCAACUCUAAUGUCAAAGCUAUGCACUUGAGAAGCAAACCCUGCAACAUAAACGGUUACUUGGUCCAUACUUGGGAGGGAUUCCACAAAUUAAGAAGUAACGUAAAUGUUUAAAUUGUACACACAUGCAUACGUACAUUCAUUCACCUAAACAUACACAAUCUCAAAUGGAACAAAUAAAUUUUCAUUCCUUCUGUAGCAAACAAAAUUCCACUUACAAAGAAAAACAUUUUAUAACAGGUUUUUUUCUGUCCUUUAAUAAAAAAUGAAAAAAAAAAAUCUUGCAGCAUCUGAAUGGCAGAAUUUUCUGUUGUUCCCUUCUCCUUGUAAACAGAGACGCUCUUUCUUUAGCAGUAGUGACAUUUUUUCCAUUCUGUUUUUUCUCUGCGACAUUCUGUACAAAAAAUGUGCUGUAAUUGUGCGUUAGGCCUGGAGUUGGCAAAAAAUAAAAUGAAAUAAAAAAUAUUAAAAAUUAAUUAAAUUCCCUUUCCUUUUCUCUCUUUCUCCAUCAAAUAACUGUAGAGCUCUGCACCCCCACUGUUCCCUUUUCACCUUUUGUAUUUAAUUUUAAAGUCAGUCAGUGUACAACCGAAAGCUGGAUGCAAGAUAGAAACUAUAUUAAAAUGUACUGUUAUUUAAGAUGUAAUAAAAAGCAGUUUGAGAUGACCUACUGUGUUGAGUGUGAUUCACUUAGAGCGGUUUCCACUGAUGCUAGAAUGUUGCAGACUGUUUGGUUUCCUUGUAAUUAUGUUCAAGUCAAAUAAACAAUUUCUUAUCCACUGUUGAA